GAAUGGCGGCGGAUAAAAACAAAAAAAUAAAUGCGAAAAAAGGCAAUAAAAUGACUCCAUUACAUCUGGCAUGUAUCGUUGGCGAAAUUGAAAUAGUUGAGGCUUUGGUGGAUGAAGGUGCUGCAAUAGAUGAAACCUGGGAAAGUGGAGCAACACCACUGAUUACAGCUGCAAAAUAUGGACACGAGAAUAUUGUGGAGUAUCUUAUUCAUAACAGUGCGGAUAAAACAAUUGAAACCUGUAAAGGUUACACAGCUUUGUUGACGUCGGCAAAGUAUGGAAAAUCUCACAUAGUUACAUAUUUGCUGAAGGAAAAAGAUGAUAUAAAUGUACAAGCAAAAGAUAGCAGUACUAUUAUCCAUGUGUGUGCAACAAAAAACCAAUUGACAGUUUUAGAAAAGAUGAUAGAAGAAAGUGGAAAGAAAAAUGAGCUCAUUGACAUGGUGAAUAUUCCGGAUAAGAACGGAAACACUCCACUUCACAUUGCAGCAAUGAAAGGUUAUUUCACAUUUGCAAAGUUUCUCUUGGAGCAACUCGGCUCUGCAAAAAGCCUAAAAAUAAAGAUUUCAGGACACCGCUACACUUGGCUGUCAUCAACGGACACGUGAAGAUUCUGAAAUACCUUUUAAGAUUUAGAUAACGGAUUAGCUUAUGACACUGAUAAAAUCGAAACACAGCACUUCAUUUGGCGGCCUUGGAGGAAAGAGCCACUUGUGUGCGACUGCUUUUGGAGUCGGGGGCCAAUUUUUAUGCCAAAAACAAAGAUGACC
Molecule: messenger RNA, 770 nt
Organism: Styela clava
Lineage: Eukaryota; Metazoa; Chordata; Ascidiacea; Stolidobranchia; Styelidae
Source: RefSeq, a predicted model, not a curated record